GUGAGAGUUCUGGUGAGUUGGUGAACACACUGUUAUGCAGGAAGAAGGGAAGACAGGGAAGACAGUGAAGACAAGAUGUUUAUCUUAGUGUGCCGCUACAACCGGGUGUUCGCCUACCCCAGUGAUGAUGUCACGCUGACCUCUCACCUUUCCCCGGAGACCAGCGCGGUUGGCAUGGAGAUCAGGUGGUUCAGGGGCAUAGAAUGCAUUUACCUGUAUAGGAACGGGCAGGUGACGGUGGGGAGAGGCUACGAGGGCAGACUGAGUCUGUUCAAUGAAGAACUGCAGAUAGGAAAUGUUUCUCUGCUGCUGAGAGACGUCGGACAGGCGGACACAGGAAUCUACAGCUGUCAGGUCAUCACUGGAGAAAACAAGGAAAACAGGGUGGAGAAGACAAUACAUUUAUACAUGGCAGGGACGGAAAUAGUUUCACCUGACAGAUCGGGACUGAAGAUUGCAGAACAGGACAGCCUGGAUAUGGAGGAAUCUGUCCAUUCACUCGAGAUGAAGAAAUUACUGCAGAAAAAGGACAAAGAGCUUCAAGAUAAGAUUAAGGAGUUGGAAAGUGCAACAGACAAGUUGAGGAGGAUGACAAGUCUUCUACAAGACAGAGAAACAGAUCUUGACAACAUGAGGAAAGUAUCAAAUGCUGGAGAGGCCAGCUUGAAGAACAUGGCCGGCGAGCUGGAGGCCUGUAAAGAAGAAUUGGAGAAACUGGGACUAAAGAUACAAGAGAAGGACAACCAGAGCAAAGUAAUGCUAGAAGAACUACAAGCAAGAACAAGAGCUGUACAGGUGCUCACAGUCACACUGCAGGAAAAAGAGAGGGAACUGGAGGAGGAAAAGAAACAACAAGAAGAAAGAGAACAACUGCUGCAAACAGUGAAUGAAGCAGGCCCUGGCACAGCAAAUGCACCUCAAGCGCCUGUCGUCUCAGAACUUGUGGAAAAGAGUGAGGAAAUGCUGAGAGAAAUGUACCAGGACCCAAAAGACCAGCUGGAGGACAUAGAGAGAUGGAUCCACACGAAAAGGGAGGAGAGGAGAUCUAGAGAAGAGGAGGAGAGCACUGAAGCUCUUGAAAAAGAGUUCUUCAAUUAUGUUCUGAUGAUAAAAGGACAGAUCGAGGAGGAGCACGGAAAGAUUGUGACUUUAGCGAAGUACAUCGCUGACCUUCAGGAAGCAUAUGAGCAUGUGGCAACUGAUGAGGAAAGAGGUGAGCUGGAAGUGUACCUGAAAGAAGCUUUAGAGAGGCAGAGGGAGGGUGAGGGAGAGAUAGAAAGGCUGACAAAGGAGAUAGACAAACAGAGAAAUGCAGUUGAGGAGAAGCACAAGCACGAGGUGGAGCAGAUCCAAGAGAAAUAUGAGGUUGUUUCGAGGAUCGAAGCGGAAACACGCCUGCUGAAAAUCAUCCUGCCUGACGUACAGGCUUACUUUAGGAAUAUAACUGCCGAGGUGCACAGAGUCUUUACCAAACAAAUGCAGGGCACAGAUAGAGAGAAGGAACUGGAGACAGGCGGCGAAAGAGAGAGAGAGCCAGACAGAGAGGAGACCAGUGUCAGAGAGAAGAUGCAGGAAGAUCGAAUGAGUCCAAUUGAGGAAGAGUCUUCAAAUGAAAUACUUGAAGUUCAAGAACAGAGGAUGGAACCAGAACAGGCGAGGCACAUAGUGGUUGGUCUAGGAAACGAGAAUAGUGUAGAAACAUUGGCACAAGGAACCCAAGCAGACGCAAGAGUGCAGAGGGAAAUUAAUGAAGAAAUUCAGAAAAGUGAGGGCACACAUUCCGAAAGUGAGACUUUAGAACUGGAGGAAAAUCCCAGCUUGGUUAAUGGUGUGAUGACUUUAAGGCAAGAAGAGGUACAAGUAGAAUUAAGAGUGAGGGAGCAUGAUGAGGAGAGGAAUGAAGUGGACAUGGAUUAUAGCCAGUAACUUCGUACUGAGUGUCAGAACUGAGCAUUUAAUUUUUAUAUCUGCUCAAGUUGUAUCACGUUUGUUGGAGAACGGCAAUGGAAUGCGGUUUUGAGAUGUUGCCGCAGGUUUUCUAAUAAGAUCAAAAAUAUCAAAAUUCCCCAGUUUACCCCUCAAACCAAAUGUAUUUAAUCCGUGGAAACAGGUUUGGGAACUGAAGUUUUCUUCUUCAGUUUUGCAUCGGCACUACAAGGCUAAUGUGGCUAACAAGUAAUGCAAGCUUAUAUCCACUAGAUUAAGCAUGCUAACUGCGGCAGUCCAGGUCUGUCACCCAUUGAAACAUUGGGCACAUUAUUAAACAUUUCACUUUCAAAACUACAGCAGUUGGUCUCCUCAGUUUCAAACGCUUACAGAGUGUUGUUAAAAGAAGAGGGGAUGUAGCACAGUGGUAAACAUGCCCACAUCCCAGCUUUUUAAAAAGUGUUGCUGGCAUCAAAUUCAGAAUGUGCAUAUAUGUCUCAAAACAAAAAAAUUCUCAGUUGCAAAAGUCGAUAUGUCAUCUUUAUACUAUUUCAAAUUAAAUGUACGGUUUAAAUGAUUUGUACAUCAUUGGAUUCUGUUUUUAUUUACAUUUUGCAGAGUGUCCCAACUUCUUUGGAAACGGGGUUGUAAAAACACUUUUCAUCUGAGGAUAUGUCAUUGUAAAUUUAGUUUUUUGAAAUUUCCAUUUUUUUUCUUUUGAUAUCUUUUGAAAAAUCAGCAACUGAUUUCUAGCAUCAGUUCAGCAUCAGUGACAACAACAAGUAGUCAAUACUGUUUUUUUGUAAUAGUAUUGACUAUUUCAAGGUCUUUUACCUUAUUUAAUCAUGCAGAAAUCAGAGUUGACAAAGAUAAUAAAAAUAAAGGGAGGACCAACUAAGCAUACUGAGUUCCAUCAAUUUCCUUGAUUUGUGUUUUUUAAAAUUAUUUUGAUCAAUCUAAUUCCAUUCAUAGAUGUGUUUGGAAUAGAGGAGGGGACUUCUUGUUGUUUGUGUUUUUUGCUGUUUUUUUAUUAAAUUUUGACUGUUAUUUCACA
Messenger RNA from Pygocentrus nattereri (red-bellied piranha), 2980 nucleotides. RefSeq names its product trichohyalin. NCBI's taxonomy places the organism in Eukaryota, Metazoa, Chordata, Actinopteri, Characiformes, Serrasalmidae. The record is from RefSeq and is a predicted model, not a curated record. The coding region runs from base 76 to 1926 and encodes 616 amino acids. The transcript has 6 exons.